AUGGCUAUAGAAAUGAUAGACGGAAAAGUCCUUGCGUGCAAUCUCGAUGCGUUUGCCGGUAGAGAUACAGACUCAACCGACAUCAACGAACAAGCUAUCGAACGGCCCUCGGCGGUCCCAUCCGCUGUGACUUUGGAGGCUGCUUGGUCCGUGACACUGCGUCUUUACACUGGCCUCGAUCAUGUAUCUUUUGGAUCUUUAGCCCAAGAUGGCACUGUUGCUACUAGGAUCUGUAACUUUAGGGCUCACGAUACCCUGGAGGAUAUCCACGCCAAUGUCCGGCUUUGUGACUACAGUGACGACACGGUUUGCCAUUACAACACGGCAGUAAUUUACAAGUUGGAUGAAAAUGGCGGAAAUAAGGUAUCGGAACUGAUCCCACGAAGAAUCGUCGUCAAUGUCAUCGGAGUUCCUUACCACGAGGUGGUAUCUGAAUUGCCAGAUAUCGACACCACUUCCCUUAAUUUCGACAUCCCUGCCAUUAGGCUGUUUACAUCUGGCAGUACUGGGACACCUAAGGGAAUCAUCGGCAUCCUCCAGUUUGCCUCAUACACCUUGGACGUCUACAUGGUGGAUGUAUUCACAGAGCUUCUGCACGGUGGCACUCUGUGCAUUACUUCUGAAGAAGAGCGCAUGGCUGGUCCCCAAGAAUACAUCUCGCGCACUCAACCCAACUGGGCAGCUCUGAGUCCGACAGUGGCUCGGUUCCUCGACCCGACUUUGUCUGCCAGAUCCAUCAGAAAGCUUCUCCUCGUCGGCGAGAUGGUGAGAGAGUCUGACAUUGCGGAAUGGACUGACCCAGGCCAUCAGGGCAGAGCUUCCAGCGUUGGAACCGGCAUCAAUACACACACGUGGGUUGUCGAUGUCAAGAACAAGCGACUAGUCCCUAUCGGUGCGGUCGGUGAACUCAUCUGCACUGGGCCUCAUCUUAUACCUGGAUACUUGAAUGAUCCCGAACGGACUACAAGCAGUUUCUUUGAGAAUCCCGGCUGGAUCCCCGACAUGAUUGAGAAAAAGCCUUUCUCUAGGCGUUUCUAUCGCAGUGUGAUCUCGUUCGUUACUGCGCUGAUGGUUUGCUACAUUACGUUGGGCGCCUGGACUCCCAAGUCAUGCUUGUCACACAAUGCUGCUGUCUUAGUCCCCGAGGCUGGCCCCAUCAAGAACAAGCUCACCGCCGUCCUUGAAGGGGCUGGUUCCCCAGGUCAGCCGCCCGCUGUCUCUCCGUGUGACCCCGGCGUGGCGCCCCAUGUACAACAAGCUCUUCGAGACAAUCUGCCGUCAUACAUGUGCCCGCCAACGUGGAUCUCUGUCAAACAUCUUCCAUUAUCAUCUUCCGGGAAGCUGGAUAGGAGGGUACUCACGAACAAACUUGAGACGCUCUGUCACGAGGAGUAUUUGGGGCUUAUCCUGGAUCAUGCCCAAGAUGAGGAUGAUCAGCAUGGCCAUGAGGACGAUAACUGCCGGAGGAUCUUGCGUGAAGGUUGUAUCCAAGUUCUCAAUAUCCCCGUCGAGAGAAUUGCCAUCUCAAAAGCAUUUGCUGCCCAUGGAGGAGACUCCAUCACUGCCAUUCAUGUAUCGUCUCUAAUGAAGUGGACGCAGACUCUAUUAGUAAGCUUCAAAGAACUCUUGACCUGCCCUUCCCUAGCUGAAGCAGCGUCGGGCAUGAGAGAAGCAGUGACCUCAAUACAGGUACCAGCUGCUCAUCCAGGCAAAUUGUAUCCUCUAUCACCAAUUCAACUCCUUUUCUUGGAGAUAGCACCUACCUCUGUAACGUGGAACCACUGCAACCAGAGCGUACUCUUGCGCCUUCGAGAGAGGAGGAGUUCAGACCAUGUCAAGGAAACACUUGGUGGGGUGUGCAUAUAG
Molecule: messenger RNA, 1866 nt
Organism: Fusarium proliferatum ET1
Lineage: Eukaryota; Fungi; Ascomycota; Sordariomycetes; Hypocreales; Nectriaceae
Exons: 5
Coding region: 1-1866 (621 amino acids)
Biological process (GO): amino acid activation for nonribosomal peptide biosynthetic process; secondary metabolite biosynthetic process
Cellular component (GO): cytoplasm
Molecular function (GO): phosphopantetheine binding
Source: RefSeq, a predicted model, not a curated record